GCAUCGCGAUCUAUCUAUCUAUCGUGAGGCGGUUCGACGGUUCCUGCACAUUUUACAACCCUAGUUUGUUGGGGGUUGUCUGGAGGGGCGAUCGAUUCCCAUCGAUCCAAGGGCAGAGAGAGAGAAGAGAGAGAGAGAGAGAGAGGGGUGGGAGGAAUGGGGGACUACCGUGGGCUCAACGUGCGGCGGGACCGAGGCGGGUGCUGCCCGCCGAUGGAUCUGAUGCGGUCGGAGGCGAUGCAGCUGGUUCGGAUCAUCGUCCCCGUCGAGUCCGCCCACCUUACCCUCUCCUACCUCGGCGACCUCGGCCUUUUCCAAUUCAAAGAUCUUAAUGCAGAUAAAAGUCCUUUCCAGCGGACAUAUGCUAACCAGAUCAAAAGAUGUGGUGAAAUGGCACGGAAGUUAAGAUUGUUUAAAGAACAAAUGGCAAAGGCAGGUAUAUCACAUUCAGAAAUGGCAAUGACACAAACUCGUAUUGAUUUUGAUGAAAUGGAGAUAAAACUCGGAGAACUUGAGGCUGAGCUAAUUGAAGUUAAUUCAAACAAUGAGAAGCUGCAAAGAUCUUAUAAUGAAUUACUGGAGUACAUGUUAGUUCUCAAAAAGGCUGGUGAGUUUUUCUACUCAGCCCAAAGUAGUGCUACAGCCCAGCAAAGAGAAAUCGAGGCACGUCAAACUGGAGAUGGUUCUCUUGAUAGCCCUUUGUUGUUGGAACAAGAGAUGCUUACAGAUCCAGCAAAGCAAGUAAAGCUUGGCUUUGUUAGUGGACUUGUGCCCAAGGAGAAGGCAAUGGCUUUUGAAAGAAUUUUGUUUCGUGCUACUAGGGGCAACAUGUAUCUAAGACAAGCUGCAGUUGAUGAUCCUGUUAUUGACCCAAUUUCAGGAGAAAAGAUUGCCAAAAAUGUAUUUGUUGUCUUCUACUCUGGGGAAAGAGCAAAGACCAAAAUUCUAAAGAUAUGUGAGGCUUUCGGAGCAAAUCGAUAUCCAUUUACAGAUGACAUAGGAAAACAAAUGCAGAUGAUAUCUGAGGUUUCUGGGAAAAUCACUGAGCUGAAGACAACUAUAGAUCUUGGGAUGCUUCAUCGUGAUAACAUACUGAAAAAUAUUAGCUAUCAAUUUGAGCAGUGGAAUAACUUGGUAAGGACAGAGAAAGCUAUUUAUCACACUCUAAACAUGCUCAGCCUUGAUGUGACAAAGAAAUGUUUAGUUGCUGAGGGUUGGAGCCCUGUUUUUGCAACAAGUCAGAUUCAAGAUGCAUUGCAGCGAGCUACAUAUGAUAGCAACUCCCAAGUCGGUUCCAUUUUCCAGGUUCUCCAUACAAAAGAAUCUCCACCUACUUACUUCCAGACAAACAAAUUUACUUCUGCUUUUCAAGAAAUUGUUGAUGCUUAUGGGAUUGCUAAAUACCAAGAGGCAAAUCCUGGUGUCUACACUAUUGUUACAUUUCCUUUCUUGUUUGCGGUCAUGUUUGGUGACUGGGGUCAUGGUAUGUGCUUAUUACUUGCAACGUUGAUGCUUAUAUUCCGAGAAAAGAAACUAUCUUCUCAAAAACUUGGUGACAUUAUGGAGAUGAUGUUUGGUGGCCGUUAUGUGAUUUUGAUGAUGGCAUUAUUCUCAAUUUACACUGGACUGAUCUACAAUGAAUUCUUCUCUGUCCCAUUUGAGAUGUUUGGUCGAUCUGCCUAUGCAUGUCGUGAUCUUUCAUGCAGGGAUGCUACUACAGAAGGCUUGGUUAAAGUGAGAGAAGCCUACCCAUUUGGUGUGGAUCCCAAAUGGCAUGGCAGCAGAAGUGAGUUACCAUUCCUUAACUCGUUGAAGAUGAAGAUGUCUAUCCUUCUUGGAGUCGCACAAAUGAACCUUGGCAUUAUUUUGAGUUAUUUCAAUGCAAAGUUCUUCAGUAACAGUAUCAAUACCUGGUAUCAGUUCAUUCCGCAGUUGAUCUUUUUGAACAGUUUGUUCGGAUACCUUUCACUCCUCAUAAUUGUAAAAUGGUGUACUGGAUCACAAGCAGAUCUGUACCAUGUAAUGAUAUACAUGUUUCUUAGUCCAACUGAUGAUUUAGGUGAGAACCAGCUAUUUCCUGGUCAGAAAACACUUCAGCUUGUGUUGCUCCUUCUGGCCCUUAUUUCAGUUCCCUGGAUGCUAUUUCCAAAGCCCAUUCUUUUGAGGAAGCAACACAAUGAGAGACACCAAGGUCAAUCAUACACCAUGCUCCAUAACACCGAAGAGUCACUAGAGAUUGAGGAAGAUCAUGAUUCACAUGACCAUGAGGAGUUUGAGUUCAGUGAAGUUUUUGUCCACCAACUGAUACACACUAUAGAAUUUGUCCUUGGAGCAGUCUCGAAUACUGCAUCAUAUCUUCGUCUAUGGGCCCUCAGUCUUGCCCAUUCAGAACUGUCUAGUGUGUUCUACGAGAAGGUUCUUCUUCUUGCUUGGGGAUUCAACAAUAUCGCCAUUCUCAUCAUUGGCAUCGUCGUGUUCGUCUGUGCUACCAUCGGUGUUCUACUUGUGAUGGAAACAUUAAGUGCAUUCUUGCACGCAUUGAGGCUUCACUGGGUGGAGUUCCAGAACAAGUUCUACGAGGGAGAUGGAUACAAGUUCGCCCCAUUCUCAUUCGCACUGCUUACCGAUGAGGAAGAUUGAAAAGAGUGGUUUUGAUCUUGUUGCUUAAUAUGUAGAUUUCUGCUGGAAUUUAGCAAUUCUUGUUCUUCUGUCUUGCUCGGGAGACAAAUGUAAAACCGUGAUGUGUUCUCGUUCCACGAGCGUAUCAUAACGACAGAUGGGUCGUAGUUUCCUUGCAUUAUGAUAUGAUCGCGACGAAACCAUUUAUUUCUUGAUAAAUAAUUAAUUGAAAACAUCAGAUGAUGUAACGUUUCCCUAUCCA
This is a messenger RNA of Musa acuminata subsp. malaccensis (wild Malaysian banana), 2881 nucleotides long. Its product is annotated as V-type proton ATPase subunit a3. Gene Ontology annotation, biological process: vacuolar acidification; proton transmembrane transport. The record is from RefSeq and is a predicted model, not a curated record. Gene Ontology annotation, molecular function: proton-transporting ATPase activity, rotational mechanism; ATPase binding. Lineage: Eukaryota; Viridiplantae; Streptophyta; Magnoliopsida; Zingiberales; Musaceae. Gene Ontology annotation, cellular component: vacuolar proton-transporting V-type ATPase, V0 domain; vacuolar proton-transporting V-type ATPase complex.